Molecule: messenger RNA, 3443 nt
Organism: Chroicocephalus ridibundus (black-headed gull)
Lineage: Eukaryota; Metazoa; Chordata; Aves; Charadriiformes; Laridae
Gene: PLEKHJ1
Product: pleckstrin homology domain containing J1
Exons: 6
Coding region: 60-509 (149 amino acids)
Biological process (GO): retrograde transport, endosome to Golgi; endosome organization; receptor recycling
Cellular component (GO): recycling endosome; early endosome; trans-Golgi network
Source: RefSeq, a predicted model, not a curated record
CGCUUCCGGGUGGCGGGGCGGGGGCGGCCGGGGCGAUGGGGCGGCCGUAGGGUCUCGCCAUGAGGUACAACGAGCGGGAGCUGCUGUUCCUGGCCCGGCAGCCCGCCGAGAAGGCGGCCGAGAUCUUGAUGCGGCUGCCCAAGAAGGGGAGCGUGUUAAAGAAACGCCUCGUGAAGCUCGUUGUCAACUUUCUCUUCUACUUCCGGACAGACGAAGCAGAGCCCAUUGGAGCUCUGCUGCUGGAGCACUGCAGGAUCAUCAAGGAGGAGGAGAACGUCUUCUCAAUCAGUUUCGUUGAGGAGCCGGAGAGGAAAUACUGCUUCGAAUGUGACAGUGAGGAGCAGUGUCAGGAGUGGAUCGAGGCACUCAAGCGAGCCAGCUAUGAGUUCAUGAGGAGGUGCUUGAUUUUCUACCGGAACGAGAUCCAGAAAAUGACAGGGAAGGACCCCCUGGAGCAGUACGGGAUCUCCGAGGAAGCCCGAUUCCAGCUGGGAACACACAAGCAAUAACCCCCUCGCCUGGGCUGAACUGGCUUCUUGCCCCGGAGGGUCACCCCCAAGCUCCCCCAGGAAGAACAGCAGCAGUUCCCCACAGCGGUGACCAAGUGACUUUUUAAUUUAUUAGCCAAAUAAUUUUGUAUGAUUUUUUUUUUUUUUUUAAAAAGGGAAUUCAUUGCACAUUCCCGCUUGCCCCAGCUGUGGGGUCAGCCAGGCUUAACUGCUCCCUGCAGCCUGUGCCCUUGAGCCGACACCGCCCUCCUGCAGCGGUGGGAGUAAAACCCAGAGCCGGGGAGGCAGGGACUGAGCAGCUCCCAGCACCUGCUGUCCUGUCCUCCAGCUCCGGCGCAGGCCCUGAGCCAGCCCCGGCCCUCCCCUUCCUCCCUGGCCCUCUCCUGCAGGGAGCUGCUGGGCUUUUCUGGCUCAGGAUCUUCCCGCAGGCAGGGCAGCCCUGGCGGGUUGUUCAUCCCCUUGCUGUAAGAGGAUGCUCCAGCUGAUUGCGUUUCUGUGCUUGCAGGGUUAACCCUGUCGUGCCCUCUUUUCAUUCCAAAGCCAUUUCGGUUGCCGAGACCCGCAGGCAGAGCCUGAUGGCCAAGCCUUUGAGCAAGGAGGAGCGGGAAGCCUUCCUUUAACACGGGGAGAGCUCAGCCACAGCUCGGGCUGGCAGGGAGGGGGCACCCACUCCCCCCUGUCAAGGCAGCAGUGUCUGUGCAGCCACCAGCACCUGCCUCUUGGGGUUAUUUUCUUCUUUUCCCUUCUCUGGGCAGGCGGUGCUAAUUCCUAGAGGCUUGAUGAAGCUCGCGCUCCAAACCAUUAGAGCACUCUCACAGAUGCAUUCGAGAACAAAGCUGCGAAGCGCAAGGGAGCCGAGCCAGGGCUGAGCGCUCUGUGGUGUGAUCCUGCUUCCCUCUGCAGCGCUGGGGGCUGGGCUAAGCCCUGCACUUGGCUUCCCGGAGAGGAAAGCCAGAUGGAGGGGGUUGCAAAGACAGGAACUGCUCCGCUUUGGCUGGGUGGUUGAGCUUCAGGGCAUGCCGAAGUUAAGCCCAGGGAGCGCGCGAAGGCUGGGCAUUAACGCUUCAUUCCCUGAGCCGCCGCUGCAGGUUUUCUCCCCUUUGUGAGCGUCCAAAGGGAAAGACCAGAAAACUGCGCCAAGGUCACGGCGAGCUGCCAGGAACAAGGGCUGCCUUCCCUGGGGCUCCUGUAACCGAGAGAUAAGCGUUAAGGAACAAAGUCUCUCCUGGAGGCUCUGCACCGUCAGCCAUCGCUCCGGCUGCAGGAAGGAAAGCUGCGCCCAGCGCUGAGGGACAGAAGGACACUCCCCACAGGGACAGAGAGACAUUCCCUGCGGCGGCAGGGGUGCAGCUGGCUGCAGCAGCAGCCCUGGGACUAGACUGGGAAAAGCUCCAGGAAAGGCCCCUUGGGAAGGUCCCAGGUAACGUCGUCAGGCAGUUGAUGACGGAAGGAACUCGAGUCGCUGCUGGGGCAGGCGACCGCAGCAGAAGGGCAGUGCCCGAGCGCUGGGCAUGGCAGCUCUGGGCUUGAAGGGCAGUUUUGGGUCUCUUCCCCUUCGGCCGGGAAUCGACACCAAACCAAGAGCCCAUAUUGCGAGCUUUAAGUGGCCUGGCCUUUCCUCUUUACCUCAUGCUGCUGGGUACCAGGAGAGUGGCAGAUGUCACUGAUGCUUUAUUUUUAACCUCAAAGCCAAGAUUUUUCCCUUUCCCUCCGAUGGUUCCAGGUGCUUGCUCCAGAAUUACCAAAAUAAGCAGAGGGGCAGCUGUCCUGCAUAAUAAGCUGAGGCAUGACAGGGUGGCAGGAGAAAAUAGGGCAGUUUUGAAGACAGAUGGCAACUCUGGGGGAAGCAGCAAUGAGGGAUUAAAAGCAGGAAGGUUCAAGAGCCUGUGCUUUAGGGAAUUAGUGUCCUCAGAUGACUUCAAAGUGCAUUUUAAUCCUCACAAGCCUGCUCUGCUUUACCUCAGCACAGGGGCACGUUCCUGCCGUGCUGGUGGGGGGUCACGCAGCAGCUUUACUUACUGUGAAAGAGGGAUGUGUCUGGUCGCUGGAGAGAGGACGGACGGACGCGCUCCGGGCGCGGUGGCAGGAGGACCAGAGCUGCGCUGCAGCCGCUGCUCCCUCUCCGGCAGCGCGGGCUGGGCCGGGCCGACGUGGGCUCCCCAUCGCAGGUCUCCCAGCUCCGGCUUCGGCGCUGGUUUACCAGCAGCGAGCGGUGCCGCAGCUCCUGCCAGCCAUGUCCAGGGGCAGAACACCCGCGUCCCCCCACUCGGCUCCCCAAGGUUCAGCAUUAGUGAAUUCUUCCAUACGCAAAGUCAGCCCGCCUAGAAACGAAACCCCGGGAGUCCUGCCAACGUUCAGCCAUUUCUAGCAAAGAAACCCCUAGUGCUACAGCGAAGGGUCACCGUUUCUGCCAGCCACCUUCAGCGCUUCCCACCCGCGUGCCUUCGGGACUGUCACUCCCUACGCGCCUUUCAGAGCUGACACCCACCAGCUCCACUGUACGUACAAUGGGCAUUUAUUGGGUUGGUGUUUUUUUUUUUUAAGAUGUUCUGGGGAACAGUUGGGCGAGUGAGAGAUAAUCCCAACACUUAUUUAAGAAGCAACAAUGACAUUUCUUAACUGAAUGUAAGACAAAUGCUGUGAAGAGUUACACGGGCCGGGGGCAGGCCCAGUAACGUACUUGGAUCAACUUGUAGAGUAGCGCGAGGACACUGGGGUAGGUUUCAGGAGUGAGGGACGAUGGUACUUCUAGACACUUCGAGAUCUGCAUCAACUGCUGGUGAUUUAUAGACAAUUGUUUAUUUUUCACACUCUGGUCACUGCGUUUUGUAUGUCAGUUCCCAGGAGCGCAGCGUACAGGCUCCCUGACUGUGGACUGAAGCCGUUUCUCUCUUGUACAGUGACCAUUGCCAAUAAAAACUUGUUUUAAUCUUU